AUGGGAGGUGGAAACAGGAGAAUCACCCGGAAGCUCGUGGACCAGCUAACCGAGAGUAUGCACUGUAGCAGAAACAAGAGAGACUUUACCUUAGCAAGGUUGACGGUAAUUGCCACCUUGACAAAAAGCGCAACAGUGGUUUUGGAGAUCAUGAAGUCAAUGGCAAGAAGGUUGAGGGCUGAGCCUUGCCUGCAUCACUUUUUCUUUCUGUGCUCUUUACCUUCAGGUGUACGUCUGCAUGUGGAUAUGUCCAAGCAGCCUCAGAUGUCGGAGGCAUCAGACCCCCUGGAAGAAGUUGUAGUUACAGACGGUGAUCAUGACUCAUUUCUGGCUGUUACAUUUACAUUCCCGCUCCUUGCAGCAAAACACAAGUAUCUGCUGACAGCCAUUGCCAUUUUGAAACCAGUGGAACACGAUAGAACUCACAUCAGACAUGUGUCCUUCAAGAAUAGUAUUCACAGGGAAGAUUGGCAAGAGGCAAGAUACAGUUCUCCUUCUUCCUUGGGGGCUGUUGGAGAUCAGCCCAUGGAGGCAGGGGGCAAAAACAGAAGUCAAGACAGGUCUCUAAAGGCCCGGAGCAGCACAGAAGAGGCGAGGGAAGAAGUGGAGCACCAGAUGUCUAGUCAGCCGAGCACGUCUUCCGCAAAGGCUCCAGCAAUGGGGAAGAAACAAAAAAAGUCAGUGAAAGACAAUGGUCAUAAACCAGAGGAAAAAACACAGGAUCCUGAGACUCCAGGUCGCGCUCGUAGGAAGGUACCAAUUCCUCCUUGUCCAGAACAUCUGCCUCCGGUGAACCUGAUUCAUCGAGAUGUUUUGCGGGCGUGGUGCCAAGAGAGGAAGCUGAGCUCCAAAGGACAGAAAUUAGAGGCUUAUAAACGACUCCUUGCAGGGGCUUUCCCAAAGCAAAUGACUGAAUUGAAGAAUGUUCCUGACUCGCCAAAAGAGGCCAGGGUGAAGGCAUCUGGGAAAAAACUGAAGACAGAGGCGGUGGUAGAGCCGUGUUCUGAGGUGACAGUUCCCCUUGAGAUGGUCCCUGUGCCGGAAGAUCAGGUACCUGCCCUGACUGACCCUCCGGUUCUCUAUGAGGAAGUCAGCACCACCUUUGUGGCCACAGCAGCCUCUGAGGCAGUGUUGGCGUCUUGGGCCAGAAUUGCAGCCAAUGCUAACAGGAUCGAGGCCGUGCCGAACAGCGCCACACCAGACGCCCAUGGGGAAAUGUGGUGUGUGGUUCAUGGGAGAAGCUUUUCUUCAGACCCACGUGGCUGGGUUCGCCUGCAUUUCCAUGCCGGACAAGCCUGGGUACCUGAUAAGAAAGGAAAAGUGGUUGCCCUCUUCCUGCUCCCAGCUUGUACCUUCCCACCCCCACACCUGGAGGACAAUAUGCUGUGCCCCAAGUGUGUUCACAGGAACAAGGUUUUAACUAAGAGUCUCCAGUCAUAA
Psammomys obesus (fat sand rat) is the source of this 1440-nucleotide messenger RNA. RefSeq names its product developmental pluripotency associated 4 (gene Dppa4). Gene Ontology annotation, biological process: system development. Gene Ontology annotation, cellular component: nucleus. The coding region runs from base 1 to 1440 and encodes 479 amino acids. The record is from RefSeq and is a predicted model, not a curated record. NCBI's taxonomy places the organism in Eukaryota, Metazoa, Chordata, Mammalia, Rodentia, Muridae. Gene Ontology annotation, molecular function: chromatin binding. The transcript is spliced from 11 exons.